AUGCCCAACAACGCACAUGAUUCAGCGAUGAUGAUAUGUUAUCGAGAAUGUUUAUCGAAUUUAGGAAAAUUCAAUGGUGGUGAAGAACCGAAAAUUUUACAAUUUAUCAAUAAUAUUGAACGUAUCGGAAAAAUGAUUACCGCAAAUGAUGAUAUUCUACAUUGUAUGUGCACCGCGAAAUUGGAUGGUGAAGCAAAGCGCUGGUAUGAAGACAACAUGUCAUUAGCUCAAUGGGAGACUUUGAAACCAGCAUUAUUAGAAAGAUUUACAACAUCCGAUUCAUCAUCGAAAAUAUUUGAACAAUUAAAAGAACGAAAACAAAAAUUAGAUGAAACGAUUUCAUCGUAUCAUGACGCUAUUAUUAAAUUAUGUCGUGAAUAUGAUUCAUCCAUGUCACAGAAAAUGAUGAUAUUAUGGUUACAAAAUGGAAUUAAAGAUUCAUUAAAAACGCAAAUUAAACGACAAAUGAAAUUAUUACCUGAAUCAGCACGAACGACUCACGCAUUUUUAAAAAUUGCAAAGGAUGAACAGGAAUUACAAGAAGAAGAUUCACCCGAACAAGCAACAACACAACCUUAUAUGCCAUACAUCACGAAUGCAGUAUCAGCAACACUACAAGGCAAACGAAACAACUCCGAAAAGGUACCAACAUCUACAUAUUCACCACCACGACACACAACAUAUGAAUACAAGAAACAAUAUACAUCAUCAUCAAGCAAUUCAACACCAUUAACAUCAAGUUCAUAUGACCGCAAUUUAACUUCGCGACCACGACCUAUAUUACGUCGACAAGAACCACAUGACUUACCAAAUAAUUAUUCACAACGAAAUCAACAACCAAAUGUUAAAUCUCAUUCAUCUACACAACAGGAUUUUCAACGUCGUCCAUGUUCGAUAUGUCAACGUAUUAGUCACCGGACAAUUGAUUGCUAUUAUAAAAAACAAUAUGGAUCUGGAACCCGCGAUGGUGGUCAUUCCAGUAACAAUAAAUAUCCAUCAACAAUAAAUUAUACAUCAACAACAUUAUCAACUCCUAUCUACAUAAAUGUUCAAGUAAACAAUAAACAUCAUCAAGCUAUUCUCGAUACUGGAUCUGCAGUUACCAUCAUCAAUCAACAACUAUUAAAAAAGAUUUACCACAAGAACUUUAUUUACAAAGCAAAAUCACACAAGUCAGCUAAUUGCUCAUCUAUUAACAUUAUUGGGGAAAUUCAACUUGAAAUUAAAAUACAAGGAUAUACAACUUUAAUUGUAGCUGAUGUGGCAACGAAUUUAAUUACUGAUCUAUUACUUGGAAACGACUGGAUUACUCAAAAUAAUGUUAUUAUUGAUUCACCACAACAACAUAUCUUUCUUACUGACAAGAAUCGCCGCAUUUUAACAACAGCACCAUUCAUCAAACCUUCACGUCUUCAAUUACCGGUACUAUUAACAGAUGAAAUUACCCUGCCGCCAUAUUCGGAAAAAUGUAUUAAUAUUAACAUAUUAUCACCAAUGAUUAAUAUAUCCGAAGCUUUAUUUGAACCAGCGACAUAUUUAUAUCCGAAGCAAAUACUACUCACGAAUGCAUUGAUUAAAUUAGAAGACAAUAGUAGUCAAGUUAUGAUUAUCAACGCAACUGAUCGUCAAAAGACAUUAUCGAAGAAUACUCACUUGGGAUAUGCUUCAUAUCAAUCGGAACAAAAUAAUUAUCUUAUUUUACCGGUGUUAUCAAAAAAAAUGAAUAGCCCAUCGUUGCAUUCAAAAUCAACGACUUAUAGGAGGAGCAAAACCUUCGGGGGACGUUCCUGGAUUCCAUCGACAUUUACGCAAUUUUAUAUAAAUCGUGAAACUUCAAUCGACGUCCUUAAUGAUCUAAUCGAUUACGCUUAUUGCAUUCAAAAUUAUUCUAUCGAUACAGAAGGUCAAUUACAACC
This is a messenger RNA of Rotaria socialis, 1916 nucleotides long. The record is from the annotation of a GenBank genome assembly. Lineage: Eukaryota; Metazoa; Rotifera; Eurotatoria; Philodinida; Philodinidae.